Messenger RNA from Ceratina calcarata, 4550 nucleotides. It is a transcript of the gene pHCl-1, whose product is annotated as pH-sensitive chloride channel 1. Gene Ontology annotation, biological process: monoatomic ion transmembrane transport. Gene Ontology annotation, molecular function: extracellular ligand-gated monoatomic ion channel activity; transmembrane signaling receptor activity. The record is from RefSeq and is a predicted model, not a curated record. Gene Ontology annotation, cellular component: membrane. NCBI's taxonomy places the organism in Eukaryota, Metazoa, Arthropoda, Insecta, Hymenoptera, Apidae. Bases 493 to 2175 code for a protein of 560 amino acids. The transcript is spliced from 14 exons.
GCAGCGUCGCGCCGAAACAACCCUCAGUCUGAAAGUUACCGCGGCGUCGGGUGUGUGUCUCUAUCGCCGGGCGAACUUUCUGCGCGACGACCGUUUUGCCGCAUAUAACGUCCGCCUACGUCCCUCUCGUUUGUGUUUCGUCCCGAACCCGUCUGUGUCCCCGGGUGUCCUCGUCGAAUCGCGAAGUGCGGUUUCGUUUUCGAUACUUUCCCUGGAUUCAGCCUUAAUUCACCGAGCCUGUCGACGUCGGCGAGCCACCAAUUGAGAGAAUCCGGACGGACGGUACCAGCGAGCAUCGUUUCGAUGGCAAUUGCGGCGGCGAAGACGAUAUGAGCCAGUGAAGAGACCCUCUGCUCUGCGAAAGCGGACGAGAAGCGGCGAGAAGGACGAUGAGAGUCCGUGAAAGUUGAAGUAAAAACCUGCACAACGAACAGCAACAGCCUGCCUCGUCCGUUGCGACCAGCCACACAUCUCACGUUAAGAUGACAUAGAAUGGGUUGGGUGGCGCUAGGGCGGUGUGCGGGUGGUGGCGGCCGCCUCUCGUCCGUCCUCUCGCUGUCUCUCACCUCCCUCGCAAGCUCCCUCAUCUUCACCAUCCUCUGUAUCCUCACACUUGCCCUCACUCUCGUUACUCUCGUGCGUGCCGAGGACAUCUUCGAGGAGGGCAAGUCGGACAAGGAGAUCCUGGACAACCUGCUGCUGUCGACGCGUUACGACAAGCGGCUUCUGCCCCCGGUCCAAGGUACACUGAGGCCCCCGCCCCACACCCGCCAAGACGACUACACCCCCGAAUACCUCGUACCCAAUGACCCCGAUCAUCCAGAGCACCUCGAACACCACCGGCACCGCUACCACCAUACAGCACCACACAACCACAGCUCACUGCUCACCCCUCGUCGAAAGGGAACCUUGACGGUGAACGUGAGCGUGCUGUUGCUAAGUUUGGCGUCUCCCGACGAGUCCAGUUUGAAAUACGAGGUGGAGUUCCUGCUGCAACAACAGUGGUACGACCCUCGGCUGCGCUACAGCAACCGAUCGCAGUACGAGUUUUUGAACGCGAUCCACCAUUACGACGAUAUCUGGUUGCCGGACACGUACUUCAUAAUGCACGGAGACUUUAAGGACCCGCUCAUACCCGUUCACUUCGCUCUUCGGAUAUACCGUAACGGCACCGUCAACUAUCUUAUGCGGCGUCAUCUCAUCCUAUCCUGCCAGGGUAGACUUAAUAUCUUCCCCUUCGACGACCCACUGUGUUCAUUCGCGAUCGAGAGCAUAUCGUACGAGCAAACGGCGAUCACGUACGUGUGGAAGAACGACGAAGGAACCUUGCGGAAAAGUCCGAGCCUGACGUCGCUGAACGCAUACCUCAUUAAGAACCAGACAAUCACCUGUCCGAUCAAAGUAAGCUGGAGAGCUGACGGACAGAUCAUGGUCGACUACGAGGACGAGUUCGAUGAAUUCGGGGACUCAAAGUGCUCGCUGUGCCAGCGCAGGUUUGAAGAGCAAGGUAACUACAGCUGCCUGAAGGUGGAUCUGAUUUUCACGCGAGAUCGUGCCUUCUACUUCACGACCGUCUUCAUCCCGGGCAUCAUUUUGGUGACCAGCUCGUUCAUCACCUUCUGGCUCGAGUGGAACGCGGUGCCAGCACGAGUAAUGAUCGGUGUGACGACGAUGCUCAACUUUUUCACGACGUCGAACGGCUUCCGGUCGACGCUGCCCGUCGUGUCGAAUCUAACUGCCAUGAACGUGUGGGACGGGGUCUGCAUGUGCUUCAUCUACGCCAGCCUCCUCGAGUUCGUCUGCGUGAAUUACGUCGGCCGCAAACGGCCGAUGCACAACGUCGUCUAUCGCCCCGGAGAGAAUCCCGUCACCCAGCGGCUCCCAGCGGUGCUCAGCAGGAUAGGGAUUAUAUUGGCCAGCCCCUUGAAGCGAGAGGGCGGUCCACCGACCGGAGGUACCACAGGACCGAACGAGAUCGUCACCUGCACCAAUUGUGGACCCAACCCUUGCACGCACACGGCCACCAACGGAUGUACAGCCGAGCUGAGAAAGAAGGAGCCGCCUCAUCCGAUCAGAGUGGCGAAGACGAUCGACGUGAUAGCAAGAAUUACCUUCCCGGUCGCUUACUUCAUGUUCCUCACCUUUUUCUUCAUCCACUACAAAGGCUCCUCGUAGACAGUCACCGGAAGCGAUACACGAGACGAGUCUUACGAGCAUCGAUCGUCGAGGGACCCGUCCCUCGAUUUUAUUCAACGGAGUCCGAUGAUGUCCCGAAACGGGGAACCGGCGAUCGGGAGAGAAAGUGUAGCCGGGAUCGUCGAACGAACGAAACGUGUUCAAUUCUACGAGAGGAGAUUGUUCGACGAUCUUGUCUCCGGUCCGCAGUUACCGCAAAGUUCUACUUGCCGUCAAAUACGUAUAAUGUACAUAUAGCUAUAUCUUUUCUUUGGCUUCGGAGGAAAAAGGGAAGUCGAGUGAGACGGGAGAAACUGUUCUUCUUUCUCGGAACGUUUACGGGAGAUUCGCCUUUUCCUCAUCUUUUCUCACAUGUGAUAAUUCUAUAAAAGCACUCUUUAUCGGAAGAAGCUCGAUUCACGUUAAAUAAAUAAUCGACGAAGGACGUACGCACCAGCAACAAGCGAAUAGGAGUGCGAUAGAGGCGAGAAAGUGAGAAUGAAUGAGCGCGAGUGAACGGGCGGGUGAGAAUACUCGAGACGAAGGGAAGACGCGGACACGCAGGUACGUUCGUUUCUUUACCAAUUUUUUCUUCUACUGGCUAGUCACGCCCCUAAUUCGAGGAUGCUUCUGAUGAUUAGGUAAAUAAUAGUGAAUCAAAUUUACUUAAGGAACGUUACUUACUUGUAAUUGUAAUCCCACUAAAAAGUUAAGUAAGGUCGAUGUAAGUAUCGUCCAUGAAAUCGCUGACUCGUGAUUCGCCUUUUACUUAAAUAUCGACCUUUUCUCCGUACUUAAACGCGGCGCAGAGAUUAACGUGAUCGCGAAUUAGCUCUAUAUUCGUAGACCUUUGACAAAGCAAGAAAUGAAAAAGGAGAAAAGACAUUCGCUUUCAACCGAGGGAGCAGGACUACGAGGUAUACAAUUCCGCGCUGUACAAAGAAGAAUAUAUAAUUAUAUUAUAUAUUCAUAUAAAUAUACAUAUAAUAUACAUACCUGCAUAUGAAUUUGGUUGAUCAAUCGUCGUUUCAUCGAAGCUUUUGACGCGUUUUCAGGCUUUUCCGCGUUGACCGUUCAGCUUUUACGAUACGAACCAAAUAUUUGACGAAACACGUGCACGGAGAUAGGCGAUUCGAAUUCGAAAUCGGUUCUUUUCCACGUCGUCUCUUCUUCGGUUCCGAUGAAAUUUAAAUAAACGCAUAUACAUAUACGCGAACGAGACUCGAUCGAAACGAUAACGUACACACAGGGGGAAAUUAACGUAAUACGGGUAAAGCUUGCGAUUAGAUUUUAACAAAGUGCCCAAUAUUCGAUACUCGAGCAACGCUAACGCUUUGUCCGCGAGAGAAGCAAAGUGACGUUUUAACGGGAAGAAACGUAGAGAUAAAAAGAAAACGAAAAUUAAUUUGUCGCGCGCGUCUCGGAGAGAAAAAUUCGAGGAGUGAAUUGUGGGAGAUAACGUUCGACGUUUCUUCGAAAGAACAGCCCGCGUAUCUUUAGAUACCGUCGACACACUACCACUAUUACUGUUAUUAUUGUUACCAAUAUUAUUAUUAAUUAUUAUUAUCAUCAUUGUGAUCAUCAUCGUUAUUAUUACUAUAUUACUACUACUAUUACUAUAUUGCUAUAUUGUUACCAUUAAAAAGGAAUGUAAUUAUUAUCACCACUACUAAAUACCGCUAUUACCGUACUAUUAAAAAUCGUUAUCGCUAUUUAUGAACGUUAUUCUUACUGCGAGACUCGUGGGUGAGAUUGUACAGAAAGAUGCGUGGCUGGGGGAAAAUACGGAUUCGGAAAAAUCGUACGAAGCCAGCCGAUCGUUCAGCAAUAUUAAUCGCGGUCCGAAAUAUUCCAUCGUCGCAGACACUUUGAAACGAAGUGUGUAACCGCGAUCGCUCGCGCGUCUCGGGUAAUCGCGAGCCGAUCGUCGGGAAGGAAAUCACUUUUCCUCGAGCGAGUAAUCGAGCUCGACGCGAGAAAGGAAAGGAAGAACCGUAUUACGUCUUACGUGUACUAGAAUAAUCAGAAUCAAAUUCGCUAUAUUUAUUACGAUUGCGACGAUUAGAACCGUAGAUCAUAAUCGAGAAUAAGCUUCUCUUAUUGUAAUUAAUAUCCGAGAAUAACGCGUAAUCAGACACAACGAAUAUUGCCGAGUUUGCCGAUCGAAAAAAAAAAAAAGGAGAAAACGAAUUUGAGAUUUAUCUUAUCUAUCGAACGGAGCAGGGAAACUGUAAUUCAAUGGGGAUCCGUUCGAGCUCGGCGAAUUAUUUUGGACGGUAAUGAGGGACAGAGGAAAGCGGGGAACGAGUACUCGAGGAAAGAAAAUUUCGCCGAGAUCGAUGACGACAAGUCGAUUUAAAAAAAAAAAAAAAAAG